GUUCUGGACUCAAGUGGAAGGGCUCGUAGGACAUAGGACCAAUAAGGACACUAAACUGCCCACACCGGUUGAACGUCAUUGGUUGGCCUAGUGCGAAGAUUCGUAUAAGUCGUAUUCGGAUUGGUAGAUAAGUCGUGUGAUCGAAAAGUCAGACAUCCAAGGUCAUAACAAUUGGCGACGGGGAUUUUGACAAAAACAAAAUAAUUGGGAGACGCUAGGUCAUAACAGUCACCCUAAUGACGACUCGAUUGGGGAUCGAACUCAUGACCUUCAGGUCUUGCAACGAUUGCUUAGUUUUUAAACUAUUUAAGAAGCAGCCGCUGGUUUGAUUUUUUAACCUUGUUCAGUUCACAAUACUGCUCAACCAAUUUCCAAUGUCAUCGGUAAGUAACUGCUUCACACUUGACUUGGUUUCAAUUCAUUGGUCAUGGCUUCUAACCAGAAUUCCGGAAAUCGCCUCUCGAAAUUAGUCUACGGGACAAAAUUGCUGUGUGGUGCUUUCUGGUUUUGUAUGUGUUGUUCGACGAAGGUCAGUCCUCAAUUUUAAACUACAAAUAGAACACUAAUCACCCUAUAAUCAUUUUUUCAGUGUUCAUAGAUUUUUUUAAAUUUCUGUACCUGACAUCCACUAAGUGUUAAAAAUAAUCCAAAAUAGUGUAUUGAAAUUUUUGUAUUAUAAUCAAGUAUCGACUCCAGUGUUCUUUGGAGUUGUUAGUAUUAUGUUCAAGUAUAGGAAGUUAAGCACACCGUAAUCAUAUGGUUUUCUUACUUAUUAAAUUUUUACAAGUUAUUAUCAUCUGACCAGCUAAUUGUCUUUAAAUACUUAUCACAUUAAUUCUAUCUGACAUACGCAUAUAUAUAUAUAUAUAUAUAUAUAUAUAUAUAUAUAUAUAUAUAUAUAUAUAUGAUCCAGGUCAUCAUUAGUAAAUUGUAUCCAAUUAGUACUAUCUCGAUUAUUCAUUGCUUGUCGUUCGAAGUUGAAUAUAUCUGAAAUACGAUACUGAGACACUCGUUCCCUUAAUUCCUACCACAUUGGUCAAGUCGAUUGGAGUGUGGUCAGACUGAAAGCGCCAAAGUUAUUGAUCAGAAGACCAAAUCAUACUGUUAGCUACUGAGGUAUAACCGACAAAAUGCUUGGCUCGGACAAGCGUUCGCGGCACUUUACUUACUACAAUGGAAAAACCGGUUUAGCAAAGGUGUGCUUUGAGAAUAGAACAUCUCACCUUGCUCCGCGGAUAUUCGCCGACGGCAUCAAGGCCUUAAAUUUUGGAGCUAGCACAUCUGAAACUACUUACAUAAAUUCAGUGCGUAACCGGCCUCAGACACUUUCUUGGGCAGUGCAGUCACAUAAGCAGGUUAUCAAGACCACCUUAAACCCCGUUUCAGUUUUUGUUACCUCAAAAAUCAGUACCCUCCCACGGUAUGGGCGACCAGAGAGUUAUCACUGCCUUCAUUAUUCCUAACAUCAAUUAACCAUUAGACCUAGGUGUUUUAAGUAUCAUACACUCGAAAUACGUAGUCGUUCCUUAUUUAAUACAAGUAUUUUACACGUUAAAAUUCGAAUAAUCAAAAACUAUUUUCAAUUAUUGCUGAUUAGUCGUAACCAGUACAUUUUGAUUUUGCUGCACUUUUUAUCAAUCGUUUGCACUUUGCUUAAGUGAAUAAUCACUGAAAAUUCACUGUUAACGAUAAUGAUUUUAAAAUUCUCAUAACUAACGAUUGGAAAUAGCAUGAUUUGUAUGAUAAAUCACUGAAUAGACCACUGUAGAUGACCAAACGGAAAUCAAAUUAAAUUUCAUGUGAAUGACCUUAAUCAUGAAAAACUUUCACGUUAAGAAUAGUCAGUUGGAAUAUGUUAUGGCAUUGCUUUUUUUCAAGAAGUGAUAUUUUUAAAAAAGCUGCUUCAGUACAUUAAUCUUUCCUAACGUUCAUUCUUGAAUCUAUUGAGUUUAUCUUUUUUCAACAUCAGUUCAGUACCAAGUCGAUGAUAGAAUGGAACCUUUUUCACUAGGGUUAACGAAUGCUAAACUUAUAUUACCAAAAGAAGUAGGAGUAAAUCUUUUGAAAGUCAUAAAUAUUUCUACCUGAGGUUAUCUGCAACAUCUUCAAUGUUCAACAAGCGUGUCGUCUGUCACUAUCCUUUUCCGGCGAUGUAUUCGUAUUUAGUUUGACGUAGUGAUUGGGUGUUUCUAGUCAAAUUACAGUGAUUGUAUCGCUUCAUUUUUGAAUUCUCACUACAUCAUACAAGGUUAUUUUUGAAAAGGCGAAACAAAAUGAGGCAAAUUUCAGAUCUAAGGAGAGUAGGCUAAAACCUUCACCAUUUGUUUUGCCAAUAUCUAAAAAUUUAAUUGCAAUAACAAAUGAAUUCUAAGAAAGUCAUUGUGAUUGAAUUCGAAUACUUUUAUUAGGCGAAAACGAAUUAAAUGUAGAUUUAUAAAAUAUGUAGGUAAUCACUGUGAACAGUAAUGACGGUCAACAAAAGCCAAGCAUAGCAAUGAUAGAUAACAGUAAAAUAGUUGUUCAACAUUACCGAAAAAUGGUCUUGAGUUAAAAAAGCCAGCAACUUAUCCGAUUCGAAUAAUGUUAUCUCAUUACUAGAUAGUUCACAUUGUCAUCAAGUUUGGUGAUGUGAAAUAAUAUGUUGGUAGUUGUGGUCAAGCUUGUUCAGUAUCUCAUGUGUCGUAGGUGUAUAUACUCUGUGUCUUCCCUUAAACUAUGAGAUUAAAAUUGCUUUAUAUCUUUCUUUCUACCAACUAAUUCUUUCUGUACUAUAUCCUUAUAUGCAAUCUUUUAUGUAUUACCACCAUUGAAUUAACUACUAUGAAUUUAGUGUUCACCUUGUUGUGCUAAUGAAGUAUGGCAACUUAGAUCGAUGUAUAUAUGUACCUUGUCCUACGUUGUAGCCGACUGACUGACUGUGGUAUUAAUACGGAACCUAGAAGUUUUGAUUUAAUCAUUCUUGCUACCGACCCGCUUAAAUUGUCUUCCUAGCUAGUUCUGAUAUCCCCAACUACAUCUGUACGUCAACUGAAAUGCUACAGAAAAGGCGCGAAAUACGAAUAAAAGCUUUACUCCAAGGUUAGUUUAUGUGCAGAAAAAUGAGGGUGUUUACAGUGUCACGCCUGUCCUUAGAUUUCUGGAACCAUACUAAAAACAGUAGCAGUACAGGUAGAUAUCCAAUCACAACCGUGACACGUGGUUCUGCAUUUACUGGAUGUUUCUGUGAUGAUUAUACUCAACGCUGAUUGGAUAAAAGGCCUUCUAGGUUUUCUGGGCCUCUAAGAACUUUGAUGGGGGAUAUUUUUGGGACUCUUCCAACAUGAUUACACUUCUCAAAGAAGUCAUUUGUAUUUAGGCAAUGAUCUUAAACUAUGGUUUAAAUUCGUUUCAUUUUCUCUCAUAUCCAUUAGAUAGUGAUGAUCAUACAACCGUGGAGAAUGAAUCAGAAAUUUCAAAUGAUGAAUUCAUCACAAAAUACUGUAAUAAUGAUACUACUAUUACUAGUACCAGAAGUGAUUCGCAAUGCAGUAGUAGAUCUUUCAAUCAAAACAAUAGCAUUGAAAAGAAAAUCCGCCGUAAUAGUGAUAGUAGUAGUAGUAAUAAUAAUGAUAAUGAGAAAUCAAAUCACGAAAGCAAGUCUAGAAGAAAACAUAGUUACAGAAAACCAUUGAAUAAAAGCAAACACUUGAGGAAGUUAAGUUGUAACAAGAAAGAAAACUUGUCGGAUAGUCUUAAACCGGACAAUAUAAAAGUCGAAUGUUCAUCUACUCUACCGGUAAGCAGUCUCAUUUGUAUUAUUUUAAAUAUGGUGAGCAUGUUAAAGUCCUAGAGUUGACAGCAAUUAGCGUUACAAGUUAGUAAACUAUGUACAUAUGUAUGCGCUAACUAAUUCGUCACUUACUUGGAAGUGACAGACGUGAUUGUUAUGAUCUUUGAGUUCUUUGAGAAUUCACAGUCGUGACCAGAAUGUAAAAGUAUUUUGAGUUCUUAGAUAAUAACAUCGGAUCAAACGAAAAUCUAUGACGACUAUAUAUACAUAUGCCGCUCGUAAUCUGACCAAACUCUGGAAAAUGUAUUAGGACAAUACAAAGUGUAGAAUAAUACCUCGAAGUAAAGAAAAAUGCUCAAGGUAGCACUCAGCUUUAUAAAUCAAACAAUUUUAUGACUGUUUAAUAUAAAAUAAAUUAUAUAAACCUUGCAGCUGUCUCCAAUUAUUAUUAUUUUGUGCUUUUCAUUUUUCAAUCCCUUUUUUCGAAUCAUUAGCAAACUAAAGCUUGUCAUAUUCGACCAUCUGUGCACAGUGAGAUAAAAAUUACCAAGACCAAUUUCUAAGUAGCAGAAAUAGUAUCCGUAUCAGUUUGUGAAACAACAUAGUAUAAGUAUUUUAAAACUAAGGGUCUCCCUCCUUCUAGUCAAAAAAGUUGGUGAAGCCUAGUGGGCCCUUCUGGAGAGAAACAGGCCACAUCAAAGCACAGCACAACUACCAGGGCUAGAAUAGUUGUUUCUGCAAUCCUUUGGAGUUUGCCCAAUGACGAGCAACUCCAUAUGAUAGAUGCACCACUUUCGAGAAACUUUUUUGUCGUUUUCCAUUCCAAAUGUAGUUGUGCUAUGUUUAUCUGUGGAGUUCGUAAUCAGUUGAUGGGUAUAGGUAAGAGUGGGUGAUUAGCCCGAUCUCCACCACCCGGGUUACCGCUCACGUUAGUUCAUGAGUCAUUCGUCUCAUUAUCCAGGAGGCACGACGCGGACGUGUGAGUCGGAUUUUGCCGAAGGGAAAACAAUGAAUGAGUGGAUCUGAAUCCCUGCGACCGAUUCAGGGUUAUAUCACUUAGCUUAUCCAACUACUGGUUGUGAUAGUCCUGCGGACCCUAACCAUAUAGUCUGCAGCUACCUACACUGCUCAUUUCAACAGUUAGUGACUUCAUGGACCGACGUCACAUCUUGGUUUGGUCGCUCCCUAACUUUCUUACAACUUACUCCUGGAUCAGUUAACAUUCCACCUGGUUAGGCCUACGUAACAGAUGUUCAAAAUGCCUCAUUAGACAAAGAUUCACAAUCUCAUUAGCUAACCAGCACCCUUUGUUUAACCUUAGUAUUGCUUACCCGACAUUCACAAUGCAAUUCAAAUAAUAGUACCCUACCAUUACUGUCCAUUUUUAAAGACCAUGUUUCACAAACAUGCGAACUAUGAUUUCGAAUCAUAUAGAAACUCUUUUGUAAUUUAUCCUACUAGACUGUCGAAAGCUUAUAAAAUAUAUCAGUUACUUUAUCAUUGUAAAUAUCUUGUUAUUAAAAGGUUUUAUUCUCAAUAUAAUUUCGUUGUCACGUAAAAUAUAUACAUAUAUCAUAUCUGAAGAUAUGGAUUUUUGUUUUAACAGUCAUGUUGUUAUUGUAUAUUCUAAUCAAUAUAUUCAACGCGAGAAAAAAAGAAAGUGAAAAUACUACAUAUAUCCGUAAGGUGUGUAUUUCAAAAUGAAUUAGAAAUCGCGUGAUAUUCUUCUUUUCACAAGGUACAUAGUGUUAGCACGUGAUUGUUUAGUGAUAUUGAGAUCACGAAUCAAUCUUAGUUAAGCAAUCAUUGAAAACCUGGAAGCGCUAAACAGCUAAGUAAUAAAUUUGUUUAUAAAAAUUUACACUAAAAGUGCCUCCUUCACGUGGAUUUGUCCAUCAUAUCUGAUUGCCUGAACUAUACAUGGAUCAUUCAGUAUGUUGAGAUUAUUCUUAUACAAAGCAUUUGUUCGAUUAGCAAUAUAACUUUACUUAGUUGGACCAAUGUCAAAUUCUUACAACCUAAGAUCGUUACCUAAGCUGGCUCAGAUUGAAUGUCUUAUUUGUUUGUCUUUUUUAAGUCAAUGGUAAUAUCAACAUAUUAGGCUUACUGAUAAGAGGACUUUAAAACAACCGUGACUAAUUUUAGCCAGCUAUUGGUCAGUAAAAAAGCAGUUAUUCUAAAUCAGUACUUCAUGGAAGCAAACCAAUCACAUUACACAAUACAAACAUAUCUUACAUAGUGAAUCCACUGAAAUCUUCUAUACCUUUUUUCUGUAAAUUGAAAAACAAUGACACCUAACACUGCUCUUAUGGAUAUAAAAGAUCCGUCAUCUCGAACCGUUGUAAGGCAAAUAGAUUCUUAUAAGUCUGUUCUUGUUUAUAGAUUUGGCGUUUUAUAUUUAAAAUUAGGAUCCAGGAGUAUUGCUGAUUUGUGUUGUAUAUCCAAUCUGGGUUUAGUAUUUUACUCUAUCAUGGCUAAUAAAUAAUUCUCCAUGAUCAUUUUGAAUGUCCCAAGCAAUCUACAAAGGUAUUUCUACUGUUCAUAUAAUAUAACGUGAAUUGAACACCACUUGUUUUUAGAUUUCACUUCAAAGUUAUUUUCUCAAUUCUUAUUGGCUCGUUUCUAUACUGUACUUUUAAUGCCUUUUUCUACGUUUUUACUUUAAAUUAUUAUAAAAUCAUUAAUUCAUUGUUUAAGAUAAUUUAGUUUAAUGGAGUAAUAGGAAUAAUAACUUUAGGUUUAACAGCUGAAUGGCAACCUGUUAAAACAAUAUAUCAAUCAGUUGUGCUGAUCUUAUUUCUGAUUUGUGUUGAUUGUCAUGUAACUGACAACAGUAUUUAGGUAAAGUUAACGUUUUUAUUUCUGUAUAAAAAAAUAUUUUCUAUGAUUAUAUGUAUAUAUUUGUCAGAACACAUUUGGAUUUCAUUCUACUAUUGUGAUCAUUUCUACUUAAGCGUAGGAUUUUUACUUUAUAUGGUUUGAUCUUAUUAGUCAGUCUUAAGCAACAUAGAAAAUUUUCUGUUCUAUUCUAUGUGCAUUAACUGAUCACUGAGUAAGUCAUCAAUGUCAUGUUUGCCUUAUCCUUUAGUGCUGAUCCUAUUCCAUUAAUCAAAUAGCAGUGUGGUUACUAAUAUGUGUUUCGAGAUCAUGUGCAUUAUAUUGAGUUGUUCUUAAAUAGUUGAGAAGAUACCUUGGAACUUGGCUUCUUGCUUUAUGUCACUUGUCAACAAGCAGUAUCUAACGUCUUGUGUGAACUAAUACUCUCUAUGUUGUUAUUUUUGUAACUCAUGUUAGAAAAUUUGUAUCUAACUUAUGCUCCUAGUGAAAGUAAAAUAUACUGGCUGCCUUGAAUUAGCCCAUCAGAGUUAGGAUAGCGCCUCGUAUUUUGCUCAAAGUUUGAAAUGCAGUGAUGAGUAACGCGUAUGUUAUUAUUCACCAGGUAUAAAUCGACAGUACUUGAUCCUUAAAGUGCUUGAAAUCAAUGUAAUUAUCUAUUAUCCAACCAAAAAGUGGAUUUUAGAUAGUGUUUAGGCUAAAUUACAUAACCUGCCUGCUCUUAAAGCACGUGUUGUUCACCGCGUAAUCGAGAGUGUUGAAUGAGGCUAGAUAAUCUCCUGCCUUCCUUACUCUCAAUCUAAACUGCAACCCUAAGUUUCUGAAGUUUGUAAACAGGAAGGUGACAAGGCUUUAAACUAUUACUGAUGUCAGUUCUUGUUGCAAACCUAACUCAAAGCUGCAGUUUAACUCUUUAUACCUAACCUUAACCGCACCGCAUCAUAACUGAUGUCAGUGGGUGACUGAAACUUUACGAUAUAGUCCUAACUCAACGCUAGUCCAACACCGAAUAUGAACGUAUAUACGUAAAAUUGACCUUUAUUCUUUGAUACGAGCGAUAAUUUAACUUGUGAAGAUUAACUGUCACGAUCAAAGCUGUUACUCCACUGUUAUUUCAUUACUUUAUUUUGUUAACUGUUUUAUAACUAGGCAGCGUUUCCCAAAUGGCUAAUUAGUCGCCAAAAGUUUUCCAGUAUAUUAUGCCUUUACCACGUUUCCCUUAAAAGAGAAUGCCAUUUCAAAUGGAACGUGUUGAAGUUUGUAAUCCUGCUUUUUAAUAUUUUAGACAGAAGACCAAAAUCCAACAAAUGUCUUGUCAGAUUUUGAAGAAAUGACAUCUGGUUUAUCAUCAGUUGUGAUACUUGCAGAUGAAAUGGAAAAUGAUGAAAUGACAACUGCAAAAGCAUUUACAACAGAUAAAUCAACCGUCCAUUCUUCUGAAAGGUCUACUAUUGAAUAUAAGGCAUCAAUUCCUGAUGAUGAAGCUUGGAGUGAUUCCGAAAAUGAACGUAAAAAUUACUCACUGGAUAAAACCAAUAAGAAGUCCACUGAAACUAAUAAUAAUAAAGACGAGGCCGUCACAAUUAAGAAUUCUGAGCUACAGUUAACUGAUGAGAUUGAUGAUUGGGAGAAUUGGUCAUAAAAAUAUAAUUAAUCCCAUAAUUAUUACAUUGCUUGUUAGUUGCAGUGAUUCAUACUAUUAUUAACUAAUUUUGUUGUUUCUUUUUAUUGUAAACUGACAUUAAUCUGUGUGAUAGAUAACAAUAAUGACUAUAGUAAUUAAUUAAAAAGCCAAUAAAAUAAUGUGAAGAGUCCGUUCUUUAUCACAAGAAAACUGACAACAAAAUAGCCUAAAACGACCCAUUAUUUUUAUGAAGCAUGGGUACAACUCUGUAAUAGAUGAUGAUAAUGAUGUUUACGCUUACUAUAUUUUAUAGAAAUCUUGUUUAUUUUUUCGAUUGUACUUUUCUAUAUCUAACCAUAUGAAUGAUGACUUUUUUUAUUUCUCAAACUUUGUCGUCUGCCAAAAGUUAUUGAUUUUGAAUUUAUUUUAUUAUUUUAGUGGUUGUAGUAAAUUGUCACUUUAUCGAGCUAUUACACCGUCAUCAACAUAGUACUUAGAUGUCAUGAUUUUAUCCUUUGAGAAAUCUAUUUCAUCGAUCAAUUCUUUUUUUUCCAAAAAUAAAUUCUUUCUUACAAGCGAUUGAAAAUUAUUACAAAGAACAAUUGUUUGUUAAAUAGAAGUGUGGUUGGUCGGUUGAUGCACUGUCAACUAUAUAUAUAUAUCGCCUUGCACAGUGUUGCACGUGGAUGUAGCGAUCACUUCUAUUAUAUGAAUAAAUUCAACAAUACACAGACAUUUACACUAAUAUUUUUCGACAGUAAAAUUGUUCAGAAAGGAAAAAUAGUUUAAAGGAAUAAAAUUGUGUU
This is a messenger RNA of Schistosoma haematobium, 9034 nucleotides long. RefSeq lists its product as uncharacterized. Bases 3359 to 3829 code for a protein of 156 amino acids. The record is from RefSeq and is a predicted model, not a curated record. The transcript has 3 exons. Lineage: Eukaryota; Metazoa; Platyhelminthes; Trematoda; Strigeidida; Schistosomatidae.